Molecule: messenger RNA, 3274 nt
Organism: Microdochium trichocladiopsis
Lineage: Eukaryota; Fungi; Ascomycota; Sordariomycetes; Xylariales; Microdochiaceae
Exons: 2
Coding region: 461-2956 (831 amino acids)
Source: RefSeq, a predicted model, not a curated record
GUCUUCUCUCCCCACGACACAUCCGCCACUUGCGCGCAAAUUCGUUCGUUAACACGACUGCCGGCCGGGCCAGCAGUCAUUACUUUCGCUAUCGUGGCGUACUGGUCUACACGCUUUCCAUUCCUUCGACGACACUUGGCCGUGCAGGCAUUGGCGCAAGAUCGAGCCUCUGAAACUCGUGCACAUAGCAACUGCGCCAUUAAUACCGAUCCUACAGCACUCUCGAACAACUCCUCUGGGCCGUAACGCACUGCUCGGCAUUUCCAGAUCCAAUUCCGUCGUACAGCUCGGUCGCACUUCAAGUUGUUCAACCUGACGACUCGUGCCGUGCGGCCUGUAGCUCAUUUCCUGGCGACUCACAACGACGAUAGCAGCAUUGUCAACGCAGGAUUCCCGCGACUGGUCGCUCUACAGAGGUCAGGCCAAAACCCUCGGCCUCGUAGCCGGGUUUCCUACCGCAAUGAGUCAGUACCAGGGAGGCGACGGCUCAGGGUUCCCUGGCUCGGUACGAAGGGCGCGCGAGCUGGCUGAAGCUGGGUUAUCGGACGCUACUCGCGAACGACCUCAAGCUCCUCGAAGUAUGCAAGGUAAAGAUGGCCAGAUAGCGGUUCCGAUUUCUCGACCAAGUCCGAUGCCUCAGUGGCCAUUACCCGGGUCAAUACAGUCGCCGGUGACACCAAACGUAGAGCCAUACCGUCCGCCCGAGGGAUCACGACCUCCACAGCGGCCACCGCGACCCAGUGUUGUGCCCUCCAUCUUGGAUGGGUCCAAAGUCCAAGACCACACACCCGUCUUUCAAUACACGCCUCAAGACAUGAGGUCGUCCCAGAUCUCCAUGACAGACACACUCGGCUCGCCUGUGGACGAGCGCGGAUCGCGUCCUUUAACACAGUCAUCCGUCGGGUCCAUUCCCGAUUUCCCACUUCCCGUCGCCGGCGGGCUACAACCACCGCCACAGACAGCUGGGCCGCCUCGGCGGAGCGUUAAUCUCGGGCCGCCACCCUCGUCCCGCAGAGGAGCUUCUUCGUUCUACUCGACCGCUUCCUUUGUCUCACCAAUUCCGGAGGAGAGCCCCCGUCGGUCUCGGUCUUCGAUUGCCUCUAGCGCCGCGAUCCCAUCAAGUUUUGGCAACGGCUCGCCUGGCUAUAGCCCAGAUGGUGCAUACUUUGAUGAUGCGAUCAUCGAGGAGUCUGUCUAUGGCGAUAGUAUCGAGGAAAGGGGUUUAGUCCGCAGUGCCAGCAUUGGGAAGCGGGGGAAGCCCUCAAUAGUCACAACCAAGGGUAUGGACAAGGCGGACCCUAUGCCCCGUCCCAACUCUAGGCUUGUGCCAAGCUCUUCGUCAAGGGAUGGAUCUUCGUUCCUUGAUGGGGCCUCUUCGUCUUCCGGUGACGGAUCAAUCAACAGAGCAAAGGCCGGCGGCAUUGGCCUCACCACCAACACCGUUCUCAGUGCAUACGAGGCUGCUAGCGCCAGCGAUCCAUCCACCAUCAUGUCUCCCAAGGGCCGUAUGUCUGCUCUGCGAAGGCCGCCGCGUCUCGACAUCGAUGCCGUACGCGAAGCAGAGGCCAGAGGUAGCCUUACCAGCUUGCCAGACUUGAUCAAACGUGCGACAAGACUUGCCGCAUUGAUGGACAAAGGUCGCAGACCAGCUAGUCGGUUUGACGAUCUCAUGUUCACCUCGGAAGAUGUUCAAGCGCGGCGUGACAGAGACUUUCGCGAUUCUGAGAAAUAUCAAUCCGGACUGUCAGACAUGCUGGCCGCUUUCCCCCCUCCUGCGGCUACGAGCCGCCAGAGCACACGGCAAAGCGCUGCUUGGCCAUUCGGACUCAGCGGAGGUGCGCCAAAUGCUCCCAUGGAUGAGAAGCGUCGCGCAGAAGAGGGCAAUGCACCAAAGAGGAAGAGAGGAUGCUGCUGCGGCCUGCCGAAAUGGGCGAUAUGCUUGAUCGUAUUGAUCCUGCUUUGCGUCAUCGCUGCCGCAGUCGUAGUCCCGCUCAAGCUCAUUGUCUUCAAAGACAAGCCUGCCACGCCGGCCGCUGCUCUAGAAACUUGUCAGAACCAAGUCAAUUGCCAGAACGGCGGCACCAACGUCAUCACCAACGGUGUGUGCGGAUGCAUUUGCUCCAAUGGCUUCACUGGCCCAACGUGUACGAUUGCAUCAUCCCAGGGCUGCACGACAACGACCAUCAACACGACGAGCAGUACGAGCGGACAGGUCACUUUGGGGCAGGCUAUUCCUCGCCUCCUGGAGGAAGCCCGGAGCAACUUUUCGAUUCCGUUGUCAACUUCGGAAGUGUUGGCCAAGUUCAGCUCGUCCAAUUUGACUUGUACCACACAGAAUGCCCUGGUCACGUUCGGGGGUCAGAAUUUGGAGCUCAGCGGCGCGCUGCUGCAGGAGGCCGUUGUGGACAACAACAACAACAUACCGACGAUCACGACCGUCAUCCCGGGUCUAGACCUGACACUCACUCUUCGUGCCAGUGAGAUUCUAGUCACCACGUUGACAGAGCCGACAACGCUGACGGGGUCUAUUUCAACGAUCCUGACUAGAGUCGUCACAAUGAGCCAGGACGUGUCGCGACCAUCUGGGUCACCGACCUCCACCGAUGGGUCAACGCCCACCUCAACACCUACAAAAACAUCCACAGGCUCGUCAAUGACACCGGCGCCUACCUCAACUUUCCAGGUCACCGAUACUACGCUCGACUUUGCGCGUGUUGCCGUUCUCUUCAUUCUGCAAGAGACCACCCUCAACCAGGUUGCUUCGUCACAGAACCUGCUGCAAAAGUUCUUCACCAAGGCUCGUCCUUCAGCAGGGGGCGUGACCGUGGAGGAGGCUCGCAAGGUCAGUCUGGGCCCCGGGAUGACAAUCGACUUUGUUGACCUGUUUAUCAACCUCGGCAACGGCAACAUUGGUGGAGGCCCGGCACCUAGUCGUCGCAGGCGACUGAAGCCAUGAGAUGACAUGGUUUUCUUUUUCCUUUUUCUUUAUCAUUUGUGACCCACACACUGUACAGACCAAGCUUCGAGAUCCCACAUGAGUGUCUCGAGAUGCUGGCCACAAAGGGGAGGCAUUCUUUUAUUCCAAUGGGCGUUUCAAGCCAUAUGAGCGGGGGACAAUAGCACCAACAAGAUCUGAACAGCGAAUUCAUUAGCAGCGCAGGCGUAGAGAUCCGGAUUCACCUUGAUACCACACCAUCUUGCAAGGGCAACUUUUGGAGGCCUUGUAUAUAGAAUGACAUAGCUACUGUUUAUACACAUUCUGUUGGAGAUAUUU